This is a messenger RNA of Musa acuminata AAA Group (dessert banana), 2796 nucleotides long. RefSeq names its product probable acyl-activating enzyme 16, chloroplastic. Lineage: Eukaryota; Viridiplantae; Streptophyta; Magnoliopsida; Zingiberales; Musaceae. The coding region runs from base 204 to 2402 and encodes 732 amino acids. Gene Ontology annotation, cellular component: chloroplast. The transcript has 18 exons. The record is from RefSeq and is a predicted model, not a curated record. Gene Ontology annotation, molecular function: long-chain fatty acid [acyl-carrier-protein] ligase activity. Gene Ontology annotation, biological process: fatty acid elongation.
UGGUCCGACCGUCUGCCCCAUUUGCUGUUAGUGAAAACUCACAGCUUCGUUUUAUUCUAUGCAUCGAGAACGUCGGUUUCUCCGUUUUCCUUCGAAAUUGCCUUCACCGAUCUGAUCUCCGUUUUCCUCUCAACACCGCACCCGAAUCUUUUCGCUUCCUCCGUGCCGUCUUCUUGAAGGAUUUCCAGCUCGGGGUGAGGUCGAUGGCGGUCUCUCUCCGCUCCACUGUCGCCCUUUGCCGUCUGGAUCGUAGGUGGUCUUCCGAACUCUACUGCUUCCGCCAGGAGGUCAAGGAUAAGGGACUCUUCCCGAGAAGACGCAGGAGUCUGCGGGGUUGUCGCUUUCGGAGUCAUAGGGUUGCCUGCCAUCUGGAGCUGGAGGGCUUAGUAAGAAGGAAGUGUUGCCCCUAUCUAGAAGGUUCUUUUCUUUCUAGUUCCAAUGAUCCAUCCUUGCACGAGUGGAGUGCAAUUCCAGAUAUUUGGAAGUCAUCAGCAGAAAAAUAUGGUGAUCGUGUUGCUCUUGUGGAUCCUUAUCACGAGCCACCUACAGAGUUAACUUACAAACAGCUUGAGCAAGAAAUUUUGAACUUUUCUGAAGGCUUAAGGGUUGUUGGAGUUGCUCCAGAUGAAAAGCUAGCACUUUUUGCUGAUAAUUCUUGUAGGUGGUUAAUUGCAGACCAAGGUUGUGUUGCAGGAAUAAUGGCUACCGGUGCAAUAAAUGUAGUUAGGGGUACUAGAUCUUCAAAUGAAGAAUUGUUUCAUAUAUAUGACCACUCUGAAAGUGAUGCACUUGUUGUCGACAAUCCUCAAUUUUUCAACAGGCUUGCAGAAUCCUUCAUUACAAGGGCUCAUAUAAGAUUCGUUGUUCUACUUUGGGGCGAGAAAUCACACCUUAAAAGCAAAUUUGUGGAUGAAAUGCCUAUAUAUGAGUACAAGGAUAUUGUGGAACUAGGACAACAAAGCCGCCAUGCAUUGCUUCAUUCUUGGCCGACAGGCCAGAAGUAUGUUUAUGAAGCCAUCAACCCUGAAGAUGUUGCUACACUAAUGUAUACAAGUGGAACAAGUGGUAUUCCCAAAGGUGUGAUGCUUACGCAUCAGAAUCUUUUGCAUCAGAUAAAGAACUUGUGGGACAUUGUGCCUGCAGAAGCCGGAGACCGUUUCUUGAGUAUGCUGCCAACAUGGCAUGCAUAUGAGCGUGCAGCUGAGUAUUUUAUAUUUACCUAUGGGAUUGAGCAGGUUUACACAAACAUUAAAAGGUUGAAGGAUGACUUGAAGCUCUAUCAACCUCAGUAUCUUAUUUCUGUUCCCCUGGUUUAUGAAACACUUUACAGUUCAAUCCAGAAGCAGAUAUCUUCAAGCUCUGGUGCUCGGAAGUUUGUUGCACUUAUGUUAAUUAAAGUUAGUUUGUUAUACAUGGAAGCCAAGAGGAUUUAUGAGGGUGGAUUCUUAACAAAAGAACACAUUCAAGAAUCAUUAAUUAUAGUUGUGAAAGACUGGUUGUGGGCAAGAAUUGUUGCUGUACUUCUCUGGCCACUGCAUACAUUGGCAAUGAAGCUAGUUUAUAGCAAAAUUCAUUCUGCAAUUGGAAUAUCAAAGGCUGGUAUAAGUGGUGGUGCGAGUUUACCAUCGCAUAUUGACCGGUUUUUUGAGGCUAUUGGUGUUAAGGUGCAGAAUGGUUAUGGUCUAACAGAAACUUCUCCUGUUGUAGCUGCUCGACGGCCAUCUUGCAAUGUUCUUGGCACAAUUGGCCACCCGCUUAAGUACACAGAAAUCAAAAUAGUGGAUAUGAAAACUGGUGAGGUUCUUCCAGAUGGUUUAAAAGGCAUUGUCAAAGUCAAAGGGCCACAAGUCAUGAAAGGUUACUACAAGAAUCCAUCUGCUACAAGUGAAGCUGUAGAUGAAGAGGGCUGGUUUAACACUGGUGAUAUAGGUUGGAUUAUACCGAUGCAUUCCAUGGGGAGGAGUCGUAACUGUGGGGGAAUGAUUGUUCUUGAAGGACGAUCAAAGGACACAAUAGUUCUUAGCACAGGUGAGAAUGUUGAACCAACAGAGCUCGAGGCUGCUGCCAUGCGAAGUAGUUUGAUACAACAAAUUGUGGUCAUUGGUCAGGAUCAACGGAGGCUUGGAGCUAUAAUUGUCCCAAACAAAGAUGAAGUUUUAGCAGUAGCUCGAAGGCAGUCAAUUGUAAAUGAUGACUCUGAGCUGAGUGAAAAUAAGAUGAUGAGCCUGUUAUAUGAUGAGUUAAAAACUUGGACUGUUGGUUUCUCUUUCCGGAUCGGACCCAUACUGAUAGUGGACGAGCCCUUCACGAUUGAUAAUGGUUUAAUGACUCCAACCAUGAAAGUAAAAAGGAACGAAGUUGCAGAUCGGUACAGGGAACAAAUUAAGCAGCUAUACAAGUAAAUUACUGCUCGAAACUCUUUUCUUGUUUGUGAUCUGUUGAAUGGCUGAAAUAAAAGCUUGGAAUGUAUCUUGACAUUUGAAGUUAGGGACAGUAACAUCGUCCAAUGGAUUUGAUAAUUCUAGCCUUAUAAGUGUGAAAGAAAAAUAAUCAUGGGUCAGAGAUAUCAUCAACACUAACACCAUCAAUCUGCAAUCUGUGUAUGCAUGUAUUAUAGAUUAAAGCUCCUUGGAAGUUGCUAUUAGCUCAAAAGAUUAGAGGCAAAGAGCUCAAAAGUAUAACUAUGGAGCUUUCUUAUUGUUUAAAACAGAUGGACGAAUCUGUGUUCAUAGUGAUCGGUACUUGUUGAUUAUUAAUUGAUCAUUAUAUUUUAAUUAUUGAUUGAAUGAACUGUCA